Messenger RNA from Periophthalmus magnuspinnatus, 2285 nucleotides. It is a transcript of the gene ap3m1, whose product is annotated as adaptor related protein complex 3 subunit mu 1. NCBI's taxonomy places the organism in Eukaryota, Metazoa, Chordata, Actinopteri, Gobiiformes, Gobiidae. The coding region runs from base 307 to 1563 and encodes 418 amino acids. Gene Ontology annotation, biological process: endocytosis; intracellular protein transport. Gene Ontology annotation, cellular component: cytoplasmic vesicle; clathrin adaptor complex. The transcript is spliced from 9 exons. The record is from RefSeq and is a predicted model, not a curated record.
AGCUGUCUGAAGAUUUUGCCUGAGUAAAAACACAGGACUUCAUAACUUAAACCGUUUGCGUUGUCUUUUUAACCUGCAGUGAGUUUGUUUAUAUGGAUUAACAACAUGCACGGUGACACUUUUUAAUCAUUAAAGUUACUCCUGAUACAUUAACCCCUGAUGCCGAUGUGUUUACGUGGUCAAACCAGCUGCAAGCGACUGAUUUGUCUCUUGACAUCUGCCAUAUUUGCUGCCUCUGAUAAUCGGACGCGCACAACCAUCUAGCAGAGCGCUACUGACAACAGAGCGUGCAUUGUAGCUGCUGAAAUGAUCCACAGCCUGUUCCUGAUUAAUAACACGGGGGACAUCUUCCUGGAGAAACACUGGAAGAGUGUCAUCAGCAGGAGUGUGUGCGACUAUUUCUUCGAGGCUAAAGACAAAGCAGGCGACCCGGAGAAUGUGCCCCCCGUUCUGCAGACCCCACAUCACUACCUCAUCAGUGUCUACAGGGGCAAGAUCUUCCUCCUGUCAGUCAUCCAGUCUGAAGUGCCCCCUCUUUUUGUCAUUGAGUUUCUACACAGAGUGGCAGAUACGAUUCAGGACUAUUUUGGAGAAUGUUCAGAAAAUGUGAUUAAGGACAACUUGGUCAUUGUUUAUGAGCUGUUAGAAGAAAUGCUUGACAAUGGCUUCCCGCUGGCAACAGAGUCCAAUGUCCUCAAAGAGAUGAUCAGACCUCCAAACAUCCUUCGAUCAGUCGUCAAUACGCUCACAGGAAGCAGUAAUGUUGGAGAUACACUGCCAACAGGACAACUUUCUAAUGUCCCAUGGAGGCGCGCUGGUGUGAAAUACACUAACAACGAGGCAUAUUUUGACGUAAUAGAGGAAAUAGAUACCAUUAUUGACAAAUCAGGUACUACAGUUUUUGCUGAAAUCCAGGGUGUAAUUGAAGCUUGCGUGCGGCUCUCUGGUAUGCCCGACUUGACUUUGUCUUUUAUGAAUCCCCGUCUCCUUGAUGAUGUUAGUUUCCACCCCUGUGUUCGGUUUAAGCGCUGGGAGGCAGAGCGUGUACUUUCUUUCAUUCCACCUGAUGGAAACUUCACUCUGAUGUCCUACCACGUCAACUCACAAAAUUUAGUAGCCAUUCCUGUGUAUGUGAAGCAGAACAUCAACUUUUUUGACUCUGGAUCCUGUGGGCGUCUGGACAUCACCAUUGGACCCAAACAAACUAUGGGAAAAAUGGUUGAGUCUUUAUCUGUUACUAUACCUAUGCCCAAGACUGUGCUCAGUGCCAACCUCACAGCCACACAAGGAAGCUACACUUUUGACCUUGCUACAAAGAUACUGAUCUGGGACGUUGGAAAACUCAAUCCCCAGAAGCUCCCUAAUUUAAAGGGAACUUUGAGCAUGCAGUCAGGGGUCCCUAAACCAGAAGAGAACCCUUCACUCAGCAUUGGGUUGAAGAUCCAGCAGCUGGCCAUAUCAGGCCUUAAAGUUAAUCGUUUGGACAUGUAUGGAGAAAAGUACAAGCCUUUCAAAGGAGUCAAGUAUGUGACCAAGGCGGGAAAAUUUCAAGUCCGGACAUGAGUCAACAGUCCAAUAUGCCAAAUUAAUCUUAAAUUUUACAUAUCCUACAGAAAGUUGUUAUUGAAAAAUGCUCCAGUAUACUUUAUUUAUUGUUUUUCUAUAUUGUGUUGUGAUAUGUAAAGGGAAGCCUUAACCAGUUUAACUCUUUAAUGUAAUAAGUGCUAUUAAUUGCCAACAGUUUCAUGGAUAACAGUGUUAGCCAAGGGAACGAUUGAAUAUGAAGAGGUACACCUGCGGUCUUAAACAAAAUCAUCAUCAUCACUUCAGUCUUUUAUACAUACAGUAGAUAUAGUAGAUAUUUUUAUUACUAAUGGAUUCUCUAUAUAAGUCUCAGUGCAAUGUCUUUAUUGCAGGCAUUUUUGUACAAAUUUUCUAAAAGGUUAGAGAAGUUGAGAAAAUCUAUCAAGGUAGACAAUCUACACUACUGGACAAUCUUAAUGCCUUGCUUAAGAAAUAUCUUUGCCAAAGUUAUUGCUCUAAUUUCAGUUUACCAUUACGAUUCGGGGCUUACCAUGGUUAAACAGUAUGAUAAUCUGCCUACUACAAACAGGCACUAUCUGUAUAAUAUGACGUUUGCAUGUUCUUUGCACAAACAGAUGUCUAUGUGAAGAAUUCUACAUUUAGUUUGUGUAAUUUUGUGUUCUGCUGCCACAGGUGCUUUAUAAAACAUGCAAAAUUGUUUAAUUCACAAUGACAGAAAUAAACACACUUAUAUUGUUUUA